CACUGUUAUUUGGCAUAGAUCUGUUGUUUUGUUCCAGAAAUUUGGGUAUGAUGGGGAAAUGAGGCAACACUGAAACAGUAAGGUGAGGCUGCCUGCACAGAGCGUGCGGAAACACAGCCAGGGGGCUUCUUGCCUUUCAGCUCCCAGCCCCUGCUGAGGAUCAUAUCUAGUUAUGUAAAGAGAAAUUUCUUUAUUGUUUAACACUCAGCAAUCACAAACCAGAGCCUCUUUCCUUAUCAGUAAGGGUGGUAACUACUUUACCAAAUGCUAGUGGUUACCCCACUUGCGUUGGAGUAUAACUGGAGUUCGUGCUUGGGGCUGAUAGGAUUGUUCUUUGUUGAUACAUGCUCUGUUAGGUGACUAAAUACAGUAUAAAACCUAUUCCUGCAAGGCUUUUCUUGGGAAGCUGUAGCUUCAUGGGUGGCUGUAGGGAUAGCUGCUUGAUCUUCAUGGGAUGUUGGGUGUUAAUUUUAUCUGUGAUCUAAAUCUUGCCUGAAAACGAAGAUGAUCUUCAUCUGUUGCUUUUCCCUCAUCCUUUGUUGGUAGAUGUACCCGACAGAGAACUAAGCAACAGCACACUGCUGGGUUCUUGAGUGGUGGCUCUUGGUUUUUCUGAAGCAGCCAGGUGCUGUGGUGAUGGGCACUUCCAGAAUACCAGUAACUUCAUAAUUGCAUUCAUUAAAGAGGGAAGGGAGGGGGGGAAAAAAAAAAGCACAUGGGCAGAACUGUUCCUAAAUAAAGUGUUUGGAAGUUUUCAUCAGCCAAGUUUGGGUUCUCACUGUUUUCAGCUGGGAGUGGAGCACUGCAUUGUUCUGCUGCCUUGUCUCCACUCGGUGGUGUUUCUCCCUGUUUGGGCACUGCAGUUAAUAGGGGUGGGAGCAGAAGAAUGGCUUUCAAUGAUUUGACUGUUGUGGGAAUGAUGAACGAGGGGAAUUAAUUCCCAUCAUUUCAAGCUGUAUGUUUUCUGCUUUGUUCCGAGCUGAGCUGAUAGGUGGGUUCUGAGUACAAAGCAGCUUUCAAGAGGAGGAGGAGGAGGAACCUCUUGUUUUGGGUGCAGUUUUUUCAGUGCAGACACAACAUGGAGAUUUUUGGUGUUCUGGCAAGUUCCAUUAGCCCACAUACACCAGGGGAUUUUACAGCAGAGAGGGGAGUUGUGGAAAUGAAGCAUUGAGGACUGUUUAUUCACAGGGUGAUGAUUUCUAGAAGAAAUAGCCUUGGAUGGCAGACUUUCCCAUAAAGUCAGUUUCCUUUUACACGAGGAGAGGUCAUGCAAUAACUGAGAUGUCAGCUGGUUGAUGGCUUCGUGGUGCUUCAAUCUGAGCUCUCUUCUGCUUUUCUGUCAUCUCAGUUUGAGAGCUGUCAUCCUAUUUGAUUUGCGAGCCAGGCUCCCUUCUGCCCUCCUGCCACAGGUCUGUGGUGCCUGGAUUGAUUCCAGUGAAACUGGUAUUGCCCCACUCUAAUCUGUCACUGUUACAGAAAGCCAGGAGCAACAUAAAGCAUCUUGUAAAAGAUAACUGAUUCGUUGGGUGCAGAUAAGGAACCUGCAAACAAUAAAGUCUUUUUCCCGACCUCUGAGGCGUGCAGUUUGUUGAGCACAACACUGAGCACUCAGAGGAUGGAGGCUUUGGAGGCAGCCUGACACCAAAGUCUGGAAUGGCAAAAAUAAGGUGUAGGCAGCAGAAGUUGUAAGGGAGCAGCACAGGCAGGUCUGAAAUACUUGUACAGAACUGAUGGGUUCCCUCAGAACUGAUGUGUGUUUAGUUGUGCUGCCAGAGCACGGAGCAGGGUUUGGGUUUAUGAUGGUAGAAACCUGCUUCCUUAUAGCUCAGCUCUUUGGUCAGACGUGCUGGCUGUGAAGGACAUGCUCUUCCCGUGCCAUGCAGUCCAUGUGAGUGCCCUCGAGCAGGAAGCUCCAGCAGAAGGGUUGUGAUUGCCUUCAGUCAGUUCUGCAGUGCAGUGCCUUGGGUCUCACAGUGCUAUUUUAAUUAUGGGCCGAGCAGCCCACGCCUGGUAUCGCUGCAUCCAUCAGAAGAUGGGAUCUAUUGCUGCUGGAGGCCGAGGGCUGCCAUGUUCAGGUGGUGCCUUAAGCCACGUUCACUCCUGGUCCUCCUCAGGGGGGGCCAGGGGAAGCGGGUUGGUCUUGAGGAGCUGAUGGGAUGGAUGUGUCACUAAGGGAAAUGAUUAACAUAAAGCAAAGCAGGCUGGAAGAACCAGGGGAGAGGUAACGUGGGCUGGGAAUAUCUGACCUGAGAGCUCCUAAACAACAGAAUCUUCCUUGUUUUUAAAGGCGGUGUUUUAGACCAAAGGGGCUACUGCAACAAACCCGCAGUGCUUUGCAAUGCUUCAGAGUGGAAACAUUCCAGGGAGAGCUUCUAAUUUUCUCAACGCAUCCAAUUAAUGGGGGCAGGCACUGGCUGGCUGCUCAGGGUUGGUGCUGAGGGAUGGAUGUGCCAUAUUCAGAACAGAGUGAGGCGAUGGCAGCCCCGGCACAGAGCUGCACGAGUCCAUCUCCAGCAUGAGGAGCUCUGGGGCCGCACUGGGCAGUGCAAUCAGUCCCACCCUGAGCCCUGCAGGGACUGGGGUUGGUGCAAGGCAGUGUGCAAGCAGUGUUCUGUGGGCAGCUGUGCUCAUCCCGUGGGUUAAUUAUCCCUCAUUGCUGGGCUGGCUGAUGGGUGCUCAGAUCCAGUCGCUCUGUUUGUGGAACUAAAUGUGUUUGUAGGUUUACCAACGUGUUGUGCAGGUGAGGUGUUGUGAGGAUCUGCCCUCGGUGUGUGUGUAAAUGGUGCUGUCACCGCCCUGCUGGCUCCUGGGGAGAGGAAAAUGAAGGUAAAGCAAUGGGUGCUACAGGGCAGGGAGCUCUGAGGAGCUGCGGGUUGAUGCGAUGAGAUCAGGGAGCUGUGGGUUGGGGCAGCGCAUCCUUUUGAUGUCUGAAGGGUCGGGGUGAGCACUGCCCUGGGAUGGAGCCGCUAAUGAGCGGUGAGAUGGCACGGUCUGAGCGUGCCCUGUAUUUAGAGAGAGGCAGAGGAGCACAGCUGGGACUUUCCAUCCAUUCACCCAACGCUUGGAGAGGAAGAGGCUCCCCUCUGCCCUCCCCAUCUGCAUCCUCACUCCGGCUGCGGUGCUGUUUGGCAGAGCCAGCACAGCAUGCGGGACGUGGCCCCGACACGCAGCCCCGUUCAUCCCCCAGAGCACUCAGCACAGGUGAGGCUGCAGCGCGGUUUGCUGACUGCAUGGGCUGUUCCCAGCAUGCCUGACACCGGGAUGCAGCAGCUCGGCAUCUCCAUCAGCGUUAUCUCCAUGCAGAACUUCUUCCCUACAGCUAACAGAGGUGCUGGGCUGCUGAACUCGAUCAGCACGGCGCGGGGUGAACGGUCCUAUUGCCUAACAAAUGGGAUCUCUGCACAGCCGGGGCCUGGGACUGUUUAUAGAAGGACCCAGGGGAAUUAUCCCAAAAAUGAAAAAAAUUCAAAGCGAAGAAAACAGGAGUAUGGAAAGGGCUCAGGAGGGGCACAGAGAGGCAAUGAGAAGGCAGACGUGUUUCCAUCCCAAAGGGCAAAUAGUGUUAACUGGGGGCGGUCCAUUCUGAGCCAUGUUAAGCCCUCACCUCCCCCGUAAGAACUCAGCAGAGAGGUCUGUGAGGUUUGUCUGCACGGGGAAUGCAGGCAAGCAGAGGUGGGACCUGUAUCCCAAAGCCCUCGUGGUGCCGUUCGGGUGGUUUUGGAGAGCUGUGUUCUGGCACAGGAGCUCCUCCUGCCCACAGAUUUUGGGCUGGGGCCCAAAGCGGGCACAGAUGUGGGUGGCUGUGGUGAGGGCAGAACGGGUCAGACUCGUCUCCCAGCCUGUUGCUUCUUGCAGGGGCCGCGUGAGCGUGGCAGGAUGGGUGCUGGGAGCUGCAGCACCGCUGUUGUGCUGGGGGUUCCUGCAGCAAAGCCCGGCUCCCACUGCGCUGUGCUGGUUCUCAUCCUUGGUUCUGCAGCAGUGCUCAGCAGCAGCAUCACCAAACCAACUGGGGGAGGUCGGGCUCUGCUUUUGUCUGAGAGCAAAACCACGGGUACGAAGAGCCCUGCAACAGAGCCUGGUCCCGUGCACCUGUCCUUCUGAUGUGAUUCAUUCUAUGAUGGUUUAAGAGAACAAAGAGGUCAGCUGGGAAGGGUUGGUGGAUGCUUGGUUUUGCUUUUGGCCCUGGGUUGUUUUAGGCUGUAGGAAAUGGGGAAGAGCAGCACAACUCCACGCCAGCAUCAUCAUGCUCUGCCAAUUGGUUCCCAAGACGGUGGUGCUGCUUUGGUUGGCUUUGUCCAUAGGGCUCCUGCAGCCUCUCUAGCAUCUGAAAUUGCCCGUGUGAGUCCGUGAGUUGAGUUGUGCCCGCAGCCGCAGCAUCUCGGCUGCAAUUUUGGACUUUUACCCCCUAUGAAGGCGCUGUCCCUCUGCUGGGACGCAGCACUGGAACGCUCCCCACGCCGGGGCGAGGUCUCCCAUUCUCCCUCUGGGGCUCAGCUCUUUCCAUCCCCCCCAAACUGGUUUUUCGAGUCAUUUUUUUCAUGCAGCUCCAUCUCCGCGGGGAGGAGCCUCCCAGAGCCGCUCCUGGGCUCUGCCUCCUUCCCCUGAGUCCCCUCGUCCCAUCCCCGCAGCCUGCAGCAUCGCCGCCCCGACAGCUCCAGCAUCGUGGCCGCAGCCUCUCCAGCAUGUUCAAGGCGGUGGGCAAAGGCUCCCCGAGCAGAAAUGCCCCCAGCAGAGCUUCUCCAGCCAAACCCAGCAAGUCCUCAAGCAGUGAGCUGGCCGUGCUCAUUGCCCGCAUGCAGACAAAUGCUGACCAGGUGGAGAAGGACAUCCUAGAGACGCAGUCCCUGCUCACACAGGAUGUCAGCAAUGAGCAGAAGAACAAAGCCUUCGAGUUCCAGGCUGAGAAUGCCAGGAACCUCAAGGAGGCAGAGACGCUGCUGAAGGACCUCUUCUUGGACGUGGACCGUGCCAAGAGGCUGAAACACCCCCAGGCUACCGAGAUAGAAAAAGACAUCCAGCAGCUCCAUGAACGUGUGACACAGUUGUGUGCAGAGUAUCGGGACCUCUAUGAGAAACUGAACGUCCCCGAUAUCGGGCCCAGGGUGGACUGGACAAAGAUUCUGGACCAAAAGAUGAAACAAGUCAAUGCAGGACAGUACGGCCCCGGCAUGUCAGAGCUGGAGAAGCAAAUAGCUGAGCACAAUAUCCUCCAGAAGGAGAUUGAAGCCUAUGGCCUUCAGAUCAAGAACCUGCGCUGCAGGGAUGUGACAGAUCUGAAGAGCCAAUACAAGGACUUGCUGAAAGCUUCUAUCUGGCGAGGGCAGAGCCUGGGCAGCCUGUACCACCACCUGCAGGGCUGCACCAAGGAGCUGGGCUACCUGACGGAGCGGCAGACCCGCAUCCUGAAGCAGGACUGGAGUGACCAGAUGACAGACGUGCAGAGCAUGCGGCGGGAGUACGAGGACUUCAAGUCCAAAGAACUGCUCAGCCAGGAGGAGUUCGUCAACAACCUGCAGGACGAUGGGGACAGGAUGAUUGAGCUGAAGCAUCCCGCUGUCAAACCCAUCCAGGCUCACCAGGAGGCCCUGAAGAAUGAGUGGCAGAACUUCCUGAAUCUCUGCAUUUGCCAGGAAAGUCAACUGAAAAGCGUGGAGAACUACAAGAAGUUCCAGGACGAUGCUGAGACUGUGAGCCGCUCCCUGAAGAAGAUGAGCUCCGAUCUGGACACCAAAUACACCAAAUUCAACAAGGACAGCCCUGGCGUGGUGUCAGAUCUGCUGCUCCAUCUGGAGAAUGAUGAGAAGUCUGUGAAGCAGGCAGAGAAAAGCAUCGCUGACCUGAAAAAGAGGAGCAAGGAGAUCAGCCCUCUGAAACUGCGCAGGAUGCGUUCCUCCCAGCCCCUCACCUUGGACACCCUGUGUGACUGGGAUGCAGGAGAGGUGCAGCUGACCAGAGGUGACAAGUACACCCUGAAGGACAACAGCAACCCAGAGAUGUGGGUGGUGCAGAGCAGCACUGGUGUGGUCCAGGAGGCCCCUUCUGCUUGCUUCUCCAUCCUUCCACCAGACCCUGAGGCCGUGGACAAGGUCAAUAGGCUGGAAGGGGAGCUGAACGCGGUGAAGCAGAAGCGAGCAGCAGCUCAGAGCAUGCUGAGGCGCAGCCAUAAGGAGACGGUCCAGCCCAGCCAGCAGGUGCUGCCCAAGAGCACUCCUGUAGUCCAGGAUGACCCCCAAGCCGACCAGCUUCUGGGUAGCCUGGAUCGUGUUGGCAAGGACCUGGUCCAGGUAGAGAAGGAGGUCCUGAACCGAGUGAGGUCCCCAGUGAGCUACACUGACCCCACUGACGACCUGGCCAGGAGGAUCAAACAGCAGCAGGAAACAACAAAGAAACUUGAGAGCCUGGGGGCAGCCAAGGAUGCCUUGCAGAAGGAGUGUGAGACCUAUCUUUCCAAAAAGCCCACCAGCACUUCAGCUUCCCAGCUCCCCGUCACGCUGAAUGCCCUCAGGAGCAAAUACAGCGAUGUCAGCAUGCUCUCCAGCCUCUACAAUGAGAAGGCUAAGGCUGCCCUGAACCUGGAGACUCAGAUUGAGAACACAGACAAGGUUGUCAGCACGUUUGAGGCCAAGCUGGCUCAGGAUAGCAUCAUUCCUGCAUCUCCCAAUGCCCUGCAGGACCGAGCCAAUGACCUGCAAAAGAUGAAACGGGACCUGGUGGCCCAAGAGGACUGCGUGCUGAAGCUCAACCGUGGGCUGAAGGAUGCUGAGCACAGCUGCAGUGCUGUGCAGAACAACUUCCAGGAGUACUGCCCUGACCUGCCCCGGCAGAAGCGUGAGGUGCAGCUCCUCAAUGACCGCUACCACGCUGUUGCAGACCAGCUGGACCAGCGAGAGAAGACCCUCCGAAAUAUCAGCCUCACCUACCAGCAGUUCCAGAACUCCAAUGAGAACCUGAUGUUCUGGAUGAACAACCUACCCAAGCACCAGGUGAAGACCACAGAUGGGCCAAGCCAGAUCAAUUACAAGCUGCAGGCACAGAAGAGACUGCUGGAGGAGAUUGAAAGCAAGGAGCCUGAGAAGAACGCCGUGGUCAGACUGUCCCGGAAUGUGCAGUCCACUCUCAAUGACUAUGAGCUCCAGGCAGGCAAAUACAGCUCUUCUCUGGACCCUGCUCUGACAGACUUUGCUGCCAAAAGGCUGCGGGUGACCCCUCUACAAGAAAGCAUCCAGGCCCAGGAAAAUGAUGUAUCCAAGCACUACAUGGAGCUGGCGGCAGAAAAUAGACAGCAGCUCAGCCGGCUGGAGUUUGCCAAGAAGAUUGUUGAGAAGAAAGAAGUGCAUGAGGACAUUCAAAGUGUGCAUGAGCAGACCCAGCAAUCUGCAAACAAAGCUGUGUCGAGCAGGGAAUCUGAAGGGCUGAAAUUGCAGCUGGAGGAGGAGAGGAGGAACGUGGCCAGGAUUGAAGAGGAGCUGGAGGAGCACAGGAACAAGCUGCUCAUGCUGAAGACUCAGAGGCCCGUUGAAAGAGUGGAAGAAAAAGAGGUGGUGGAAUAUUACAGAGACCCACAGCUGGAGAGCAACCUGACCAAGAUGAUGCGGCAGAUCGAAGAGGAAGGCAAAAAGAGGCAGAGCCUGCAAGAAGACAUCGAACUGAUGAGCAGGAAGCUUGCCCAGAUGGAGAGUGAGAAGAAGGCUGUGCCUGCCCAGCUUCUCACCAAAGAGAUAACAAAAAUUGAGAAAGAUCCCAGCCUGGAUAGCCAGGCAGCCAGCCUUCGGCAGGAGAUCAGGCGUCUCCAGGAGGAAAGCUUGGCCGCUGCUUCCGAACUGGAGCAGUGUAAGAGAGAGCUGCACAUGCUAGAGAGAAAGCAGCCCAACAUCCGAGAGAAAGUGGUGGUGAAGGAGCUGAUCAAAACAGAGAAAAACCCAGAGAUGCUGAAGUCUGUGAGGAACCUGCAGCUACAGAUUGAUGAGGAGUCCUUCAAAAGGAAGUCUGCAGAGGAAGCGAUUGUGAAGGUAAAGAGCAAGAUCGAGGAGGUGGAAAAACUAAUUGAUGCUGCAGAACCCAAAAUUAUUGUGAAGGAGGUGAAGCAGGUAGAGCAGGAUCCGGAGUUAUUGAAAGAGUCUUCCAAGCUUAAAACUCUGAUUGAAGAAGAGAGGAGCAAGAACUUGGCGCUCGCGGGUGAGCUGGGAGAGCUGCAAAGCCAGUGCAGCAUUGCAGAGAAGCAAAAACCAAGGGUGGAAGUUAAAGAGAGGGUCAAUGAGAUUUUCAUGGUGGAUCCCGAAACAGAGAAGGAAAUUGCACACCUGAAAAGAGAGCUGCAGGAAGUUACUCUGAAAAGGACAAAGAUCGACAGCGAGGUGGAAGAGGCCUUGGCAGAACUCAGUGUCCUCAGGUCACAGAAACCAGAGGUGGAGCUUAAAGAGGUUAUAGAGGAGGUGGUGAAGCACGAGAAGAGUCCUGAAAUUCUUAGAGAAAUCGACAGGCUGAAACAGCAGCUGAAUGAACUAGUGAACACCAAUGGCAGGACCCAAGAGCAGCUCAUCAGGCUGCAGGGUGAGAGGGAUGAAUGGAAGAGGGAGAGAUCCAAGGUGGAAACGAAGCUGGUCAACAAGGAAGUCAUCCGGUAUGAGAAUGAUCCACUGUUGGAAAAGGAAGCUGACCGCCUCCGUCAAGAAGUGCGCAGCAUGGCUCAGAAGAGGAGAGCUGCAGAGGAUGCUAUUUAUGACCUGCAGAAUAAAUACAUGCUUCUGGAGAGGAGAAAGCCAGAGGAAAAGGUCAUCGUCCAAGAGGUGAUUCUGACUCAAAAGGAUCCCAAGCUCCGAGAUGAACACAACAGGCUGAGCCGGAGUCUGGAUGAGGAGGUGAGCAACAGGCGGCGUCUGGAACGCGACGUGCAACAGCUUCGUGUGCUGGUGGAAGAGCAAGAGAAGCUCCUCAACUUCCAGGAAGAUCGAAGUAAGAGGCUUGCACUGGAGAAAGAGAUGAGGCAAAUUACCUUGAGAAUAAAGGAGCUGGAGGAGAGCCCAGCCCCAGUGCAAGAGAAGAUCAUUAUGGAAGAAGUGGUGAAGUUGGAGAAGGAUCCGGUCCUUGAGCAGUCUGCCAGCAACCUGCGCCUGGAGCUGGACCGGGAGAAGAUGGAGGUGCUGAACUUGCAGAGAGAGUGCAAGAACCUGCAGAUGCAAGUUGAUGUCCUCCAGAAAGCAAAGUCCCAGGAGAAGACCAUCUACAAGGAGGUGAUUCGGGUGGAAAAGGACAGAGCGCUGGAGAGCGAACGUGCCCGCAUCUGGGAACAGCUGAGCAGGGAGAGAGGGGCCAAGCAAAAGGCAGAAGAGGAGGUACGGAGGCUCAGGGAAAAGAUCGAGAGAGCUGAAGGCAUGAAGAGGACGUGGGCUCGGGAGGAGACAGAGCUACAGAAAGCCAGGAACCUGGCAAUCCAGGAGAGAGCCAGCCUGGAGAGCGAGCUGCGGGAGCUGGAGAGGCAGAAACAGCAGAAAGUUCUUUUCCUUCGGGAAGAGUCCAAACUGCUCAACCAGCGGACUGAGAGUGACCGGCAGAAGAAGAAGCAGCUGGAACAGGAGUUUUCCAUGCUGGAGGCAGAUAUCCUGAGGGAGAAGGACCAGAUCUACAAUAAGGAGAGGUUCAUUCGAGAUCUCCGGUCAAGAGUCAGCAGGGAGGAAAUAAAUCACGAGACCCAGAUGAGAGAGACCAACCUCUCCACCAAGAUCUCAAUACUGGACCCUGAGACGGGGAAGGAUAUGUCCCCUUACGAGGCCUAUAAGAGAGGCAUCAUAGACAGAGGCCAGUACAUCCAACUGCAAGAGCUGGAGUGCGACUGGGAGGAGAUCACCACCCUGGGCCCAAACGGAGAAGUCUCGGUUCUCCUGGACAAGAAAAGUGGGAAGCAGUACUCCAUCGAUGAUGCACUACGGCUGAGAAGGAUCACGAAGGAGGAGUAUCAGCUGUACCGGGAUGGCAAGAUUCCCAUCUCUGAAUUUGCCUUGCUGGUGGCUGGGGAAUCUAAGCCUCCUUCAUCCCUUUCUAUUGGUUCCAUCAUCUCCAAAUCCCCAAUCCAAUCCCCCACUACCCCGCAAACCCAAAGCUUUUUCCCCCCAGGCUCACAGAAGGGCUUCAGUGAUGACACGUCCCCCAUUGCCGGGGUGUACGAUACCACCACUGACACCAAGUACAACAUCAAGACUGCUGUUACAAAGAAGCUGCUUGAUCCCAUGACAGCUCAGAAGCUCCUGGAAGCCCAGGCUGCCACGGGAGGCAUCAUAGACCUCCUUUCUCGGGACCGGUUGUCGGUCCAUAAGGCAAUUGAGCGGGGGCUGAUUGACAGGACCUACAUGCAGAGACUGCUCAACGCCCAGAAAGCUUUCACGGGGAUUGAGGACCCAGUGACCAAGAGAAGGCUGUCUGUGGGGGAAGCAGUUCAGAAGGGAUGGAUGACUAAGGACAGUGCCUUCCCCUAUUUGGAGGUCCAGCAUCUAACUGGAGGGCUCAUUGACCCCAAGAAAACCGGUCGCAUCCCCGUGCUGGAAGCUGCCCAUAUGGGCAUGAUAACGGGUGACCUGGCCAACAGGCUCCAGGAUGAGUCCAGCUAUGAGAAAGACCUCAUCGACCCCAUCACUAAGGAGAAGAUAAAUUACAAGGAGGCCAUGGCUCUCUGCCAGAAGGAUUCUCUGGGCAGCCUGCUGCUGCUCCCAGCUGCAUCAGAGGGCUACCAGCCCUACCGCUCCCCCAAGCUCUCACGGUUCAGGCAUUGAACGGAUCGGUCCUUUCAGGAGUUCAUCCCUUCAAAGCAUCUCUCCCUGCGGAAGCAGCAGCGAUCACGGGAAUGGAGCAUCUAGCAUUUAGAGCUGCAUACUCUUCUGUCUUAGCUAUCCCUGCUUCCCAACACAGCUUGGCCGUGUGAGGAAGAAAGCGUGAUCAAACACGUGCAAGGACCUGGGCACGCAGGUCCCGCUGUCCCCCAGGUUGCUGUGACAGCAGAAGGGGUUUGCUUGCAAGAACUCUGAUGGCAAUAGAUUAAACAUGGCUGUAGACAGAAAGGGGGAGAGGCAGAGUGUUUUCAAGUUGGGUCAUUCUUCUGCAUGCAAUAAACGUAGAAAGUGCGUCUCUGUGGCUGUGUUCUUUUUGCAAC
Messenger RNA from Meleagris gallopavo (turkey), 11140 nucleotides. The record is from RefSeq and is a predicted model, not a curated record. Lineage: Eukaryota; Metazoa; Chordata; Aves; Galliformes; Phasianidae.